Peniophora sp. CBMAI 1063 is the source of this 627-nucleotide messenger RNA. NCBI's taxonomy places the organism in Eukaryota, Fungi, Basidiomycota, Agaricomycetes, Russulales, Peniophoraceae. The record is from the annotation of a GenBank genome assembly.
AUGUCCUCCUCCUCCUCCUCCGCUGCCUACCCCGACACUCUGCCGCCCCGUGAGCCAAGCCCGGUGCCUAUCAACCCGCUCUCGCCUGCACCAAGCCUGCGCACUCAGCGUUCGCGCCAGCGUCUCCGGUUGCCCUUGCCGCGAGCCGAGUCCCCGCCCAUCCCUCCCACUCUGAUCGGCUCUCCGCUGCUGCAAAACACCAAGUCGCGUGCGCGCACCGUGAGCCUGAACCCGGUUUCGUCUGCGAAGCAAGUCGUCGAGCGCCGCAGGACACGCUCACACCACCGGCGAACAUCCUCCAUCUCGAUCUCGCCCAACUCCACCACCCGUACCAAUGCACGUGCGCGGUCGCCUCCGCCCUCCCCGCGCCGACCAUCCAUCGCGCCGCCUGUGCCGCCUAUUCCCGACUUUGCGCGCGUUGAAGCCCGCCAAGCUGUCCUGCGCCCGCGCCAAGUAGCGGACGACGUCGUACCUGUGAUCACCAUCUCCCCUCCAGCCCCGGAUGUGCCACUGCACCAAUCGCGCUUCUCGGCAGUCCCCCGCGCCGCGGCGAGCAAGGGCUUCACUUGCAUCAACUAUCUCGCUAUGCACAACUCGCGCGGCCCGAUGUCCGUGAGCGCGUACUAG